Molecule: messenger RNA, 1242 nt
Organism: Uloborus diversus
Lineage: Eukaryota; Metazoa; Arthropoda; Arachnida; Araneae; Uloboridae
Product: neuropeptide Y receptor type 5-like
Exons: 2
Coding region: 1-1242 (413 amino acids)
Biological process (GO): G protein-coupled receptor signaling pathway
Cellular component (GO): membrane
Molecular function (GO): neuropeptide Y receptor activity
Source: RefSeq, a predicted model, not a curated record
AUGAACCUGGAAAGUUUCAACAACUCAUCCGCAAUUGCUUCUUCACAAACCGGAUUUCACGUGACCUUCCAGGAGCGUCAAAAGAUGGAAUUACUGGCUGCUGGAAGUAAAAAUGCCUCAACAAUGGAAGUGUUCAAUUUCAACAUAAGUCAAGCAGUACUCAUCCUGGAAGAGCACAUGAGUGAUCAUGUUUUUGAAGGUACAACCAAGAUCAUGUUGUUCUCCGGAUAUGUGCUACUCAUCAUCGCUGGUGUGUGUACAAACCUGCUAGUCUCCCUAGUCAUCAUGUCAAACUCACGGUUGAGGGUAGCGCGCAACUUGCUCAUCGUCAACCUCAGCUUCGCAGAUCUCAUGUUGUGCCUCUUCUGCAUGCCCUUCACCCUCGUCGACCUCCUCAACAGAGACUGGAGCCUGGGCUCAUUCCUGUGCCGCGGGGUUCCCUUCGUCCAAGGAGUCAUCAUCUUCGUCUCGGCCGCGACCGUCUCCGCCAUAGCAGUGGAUCGUCAGCAGGUGAUUGUCAACUUCAACAGCAGACAGAAGCUCGACAAGGGCAGAACUGACAUGCUGCUGUACACAUCGAUCCUGUGGUGCUUCUCUGUGAUCCUGUCCUUGCCUAUCAUCUUCUCCAAAACAGUCACCACUGUCUCGAUAGCUGGCAUGGUGCUUUAUGAGAAAUGCAUCGAGCAGUGGCCAUCGAAGCAUGCCAAAGCCAUCUAUACCAUUCUGAUCCUGGUGACUCAGUUUUUCACGCCAAGUGUGGUGCUGAGCGUUACGCACUUCCGGAUUAAAGCCUAUCUGAACAGGAACCAGAGAAAACACGACGCUAAAAGUUCUCCCCGAACAUCGGAGCGUCUGCGAAAAGAACUUAGGAGGAACAACAGGGCUACUGUGGUUCUGUCUUUCAUUUCGGUUGUGUUUGCCUGCAGCUGGCUUCCUUGGAAUGCUUUCAACAUCAUGGCAGACUUUGAUCUUCUAUCUAGCAUGCCCACGGAUCAGUUCUAUUUGGCGUUUGCUGUAUGUCACCUAGUUGCCAUGACAUCCAGUGUCACUAAUCCCAUUCUUUACGGUUGUUUCAACAGCAAUGUGAGGAGAGAAUUGAGACAAAUGAGAAAAGCUGCAGGCAGACACAUUUUUGGCUCCUCCAAGUUGGGGAAAAGCGAACGCACCAAUGGCUCGAUUCUUUUUGAAAAUACAUACAUUCGAUCAACGGCGAGGAAGGAUUUUCAAGAAAGUCAACUAUAG